ACAAUGGGUCAGCGCCUGAGCGAGGAGAGCGACCCAGACAAGGAAAUCGAUGUGGCGGAGCUGCAGGAAUGGUACAAAAAAUUUGUUGUGGAGUGCCCGAGCGGAACUCUCUUCAUGCACGAGUUCAAGGGGUUCUUUGGCGUUGCCGAUAACAAGGAGGCCGCGGAUUACAUCGAAAACAUGUUUCGAGCCUUUGACAAGAACGGGGACAACACCAUUGAUUUCCUGGAGUACGUGGCAGCCUUGAACUUAGUCCUGAGGGGUAAACUGGAGCAUAAGCUGAAAUGGACAUUCAAAAUGUAUGAUAAGGACGGAAGCGGAUGCAUUGACAAAACAGAGCUUCUUGAAAUCGUGGAGUCUAUUUAUCGGCUGAAGAAAGCCUGCCACGGAGACCUGGAUGAAGAAUGCCACCUGCUGACCCCGGACCAAGUGGUUGACCGUAUAUUUGAGCUGGUUGAUGAAAAUGGAGACGGGGAGCUCUCGUUGGACGAGUUCAUUGAUGGAGCACGGAGGGACAAGUGGGUGAUGAAGAUGCUGCAGAUGGACGUCAACCCCGGGGACUGGAUGAACGAGCAGAGUCGCAGCUCGGACUUCUGAUGAGUGGACUGUCGAAGUAUCACGCAUCAUUCAUGCGUGACCAAUCCCGUGGAUAUUUUUCUACGUAUUACAAGCUGUGGAUAAAAGACGUCACAACAGUCCUCCUGGCAUUGUUCUGAAAGCAGUCGUUUAGGAAUUAGAACGUUUUUCGUGUUGCUUUGCUUGUAAAAGGGGCGACAAUUAGUUUCCAAUAAUGUUUAAGGUCAGCACUUGUGCAAAAGUAGUUUGGACCAUUUACUGAAAACUAUGGUUUUGUUGGUCUGUUAAUAUUUAUGUUUUUCUGGAAUGCCGCAGAAGUGUUUUUUCUCACUUUGAAUGAUUAGAACUCAUUUUUCAUUUUCCGCAUUCCCUCUUUGUUGCAUUGACACUUGAAUCUUCCGCAGUCAUUUCUACAUCAGCAUUCCACCAACGUCUCAUAACAAUAGUAAAAAGCAUUACGGGUAUAGUGCAGAUGUUAUAUGUAAUUUAAAGCAACAAUGUUUUUCAAAUAAAGAAAAUGCAUCCAAA
Molecule: messenger RNA, 1104 nt
Organism: Gasterosteus aculeatus aculeatus (three-spined stickleback)
Lineage: Eukaryota; Metazoa; Chordata; Actinopteri; Perciformes; Gasterosteidae
Gene: guca1b
Product: guanylate cyclase activator 1B
Biological process (GO): visual perception
Cellular component (GO): cone photoreceptor outer segment; photoreceptor inner segment
Molecular function (GO): calcium sensitive guanylate cyclase activator activity; calcium ion binding
Source: RefSeq, a predicted model, not a curated record